GAUCCCCAUAGGCCCCUGCGCGACUCCGGCUGGGCAGGAUUCCGGACAACGCCUGGUUCCUCUCGGGUCCUUCCGGCGUCGCCGGAGUGAAUUGAUCCGGAGUUGAAGAGGGCUUCAAAGGUGGGAAGUGAAGUCAGUACCUCAGUAACCGGUCAGUAUAUGUUUUGUGCUUUAUUUUAUCACAAAGAAGAGAAGAAAGACUGCAGUGAAUGAAGAUUCCUCUGCAUUUUAGCACUGCUUUUUCUGCUGUAGUUGGUUUUUGAAUGAGGAUGACAAUGGAAGAGAUGAAGAAUGAAGCUGAGACCACUUCUAUGGUUUCUAUGCCCCUCUAUGCAGUCAUGUAUCCUGUGUUUAAUGAGCUAGAACGAGUAAAUCUGUCUGCAGCUCAGACACUGAGAGCAGCUUUCAUUAAGGCUGAAAAAGAAAAUCCGGGACUCACACAAGACAUAAUUAUGAAAAUUUUAGAGAAAAAAAGUGUAGAAGUCAACUUCACAGAAUCCCUUCUUCGAAUGGCAGCUGAUGAUGUAGAAGAGUAUAUGAUUGAACGACCAGAGCCAGAAUUCCAGGACCUAAAUGAAAAGGCACGAGCACUUAAACAGAUUCUCAGUAAGAUCCCAGAUGAGAUCAACGACAGAGUGAGGUUUCUGCAGACAAUCAAGGAUAUAGCUAGUGCAAUAAAAGAACUUCUUGAUACAGUAAACAAUGUCUUCAAGAAAUAUCAAUACCAGAACCGCAGGGCACUUGAACACCAAAAGAAAGAAUUCGUAAAGUACUCUAAAAGUUUCAGUGAUACUCUGAAAACCUAUUUUAAAGAUGGCAAGGCAAUAAAUGUGUUCAUAAGUGCCAACCGACUAAUUCAUCAAACCAACUUGAUACUUCAGACCUUCAAAACUGUGGCCUGAGAGUUGUAUAUGUUAAGAGAUGUACUUCUCAGUGGCAGUAUUGGACUGCCUUUAUCUGUAAAUUUUAAAGUUUGACUGUAUAAAUUAUCAGUCCCUCCUGUAGGGAUCUAAUAAUCCAGGAUGUUGAAUGGGAUUAUUGCCAUCUUACACCAUAUUUUUGUAAAAUGUAGCUUAAUCAUAAUCUCACACUGAAGAUUUUGCAUCACUUUUGCUAUUAUCAUUCUUUUAAGAAUUAUAAGCCAAAAGAAUUUACGCCUUAAUGUGUCAUUAUAUAACAUUCCUUAAAAGAAUUGUAAAUAUUGGUGUUUGUUUCUGACAUUUUAACUUGAAAGCGAUAUGCUGCAAGAUAAUGUAUUUAACAAUAUUUGGUGGCAAAUAUUCAAUAAAUAGUUUACAUCUGUUAAACAUUUCUUUACUUGAAAAAAUGCAUAUAUAUAUGUGAAUAUAUAUAUGAUCAGAAGACCAAGAAGACUUGGUGUAAUGUCUAAAGAACUUCUAAGGGGAGCUUAUUAGCAGUUUAUCAGAUAAUAAAGCAACAAGAAUUCCUAUUUUUUUGUCCUUAAUCACUCUGGGCAAAAAGUAGUUGAUGGAGAUAUUUUUGUUAGUUACUAUAUUUGAGGUACUGAGUAUUUUUCCAACCUUUGUUUUAAGAGACUUAUGAGAAGCAGAUGGCGGUUUAUAGUGUCUUCACAUUCUACUGCCAUUUUUGAGCUCUGUGACUAUGUAAGAUUAAGUCUUUCUGGUAUGCUGGGCCCUAAUAAGCUUUGCGCCUUUUUUCCAUAAAUAGCCACAACUAAUAGUAAUUUGAAGCUAUACCAAUGCUAGUUGGUUUGAAAUUGUCAUGAGUGUUAAUAAUAUUAUAUACACUCUUUAAAUAUGUACAGUUUUGGUUCACCGUAGAGAAAUUCUAAGGAAAUUAUGUAUCAAGUAUUCAUGUUAAGUGAUUUCAUUUUUCAAUUAUGAUAAAAUAAAGGAAAAAAUCAGAA
Molecule: messenger RNA, 1888 nt
Organism: Cervus elaphus (red deer)
Lineage: Eukaryota; Metazoa; Chordata; Mammalia; Artiodactyla; Cervidae
Gene: PDCD10
Product: programmed cell death 10
Exons: 8
Coding region: 264-902 (212 amino acids)
Biological process (GO): regulation of Golgi organization; positive regulation of MAP kinase activity
Cellular component (GO): FAR/SIP/STRIPAK complex; Golgi apparatus
Molecular function (GO): protein kinase binding
Source: RefSeq, a predicted model, not a curated record